Thecamonas trahens ATCC 50062 is the source of this 1119-nucleotide messenger RNA. RefSeq lists its product as uncharacterized. The coding region runs from base 1 to 1119 and encodes 372 amino acids. NCBI's taxonomy places the organism in Eukaryota, Apusomonadida, Apusomonadidae. The record is from RefSeq and is a predicted model, not a curated record. The transcript has a single exon.
AUGGCCGAAAUAGUGCAGAAGACUCCGCCGCGAUCAGUUGCGGCGACGACUCAGACGACGCCCGGGACGCCGGCACAAUGGGCAGCCGGGCGUGACACGCCGUGGGGCGACAAUGGCGACGACGAGUACGUCUACGACGAUGAAGAGGACGAUCUGUCGUUUGUCAAGCACUUGGUCACCGUCGACGUCCGCGAGAUUACCGCCAUGGACGUGGCACUGGCGGAGGCUCUGGACGCGCGCGAUGCGUACCGGGCCCGAGCCGAGGCAGCCGAGGCACAGCUUGAGGCCAUGUCGCAGCGUAUGUACGCAGCCAUGGAGCGGGCGGCUCGAGCUGAGGCCAUGACUCGCAUGAUGGAGUCCGAGCUGGCAGGCGUUUUGGCACCUGCCCCGGCUGCUGAAGCCGGUCCGGCUCCGGCUACCUGCCCGGCUCCGGCUCCUUGCCCGGCCUCACCUACAGCGGCAGUUGUCGACUUCCCGAGCCCGUCACCGGCGUUGAACGACUCGGCUACAAUUCAUGCCGAGCUCCGCGAGCUCUCUGCACAAGUAGCAGCACUGGUGGCCAGAAGUGAUAGCAGCGAUCGCAUCUCGCGGCUGGAGGCGGAGGUCGCAUCGCUCUCUGCCAGCCAAGCGCGUCCAUCGCUGUAUGCCGCGGCGCUUCCGGAGCGCAGCCACUUUGGAGCACGCCACUACGCCCAGUUGCCGCCGCCACCGCCGCCUCGAUUCUUUGCACCGCCGGCACCGCCGGUUCCUGCACCAGCUGCGCAUGUCUCUGCGCUCGCCGAUGCCGUCCGGAUUCGCGAACUUGCUCACCUCCGCUCAUCUCCGACAACCCACUCGCUCGUUCUCGGAUCUCCGCCGCGGGCUUCCGUUGCCGCUCCGCACACACCAGCGCACCUUACCAGCUUCGCUGCAAUGGCCACAGCGACUCCGCCGUCACGCAAGCGGGCCCCGUUUGUCUCGCCGAUCCGGAUGCCUGCGUCGGCGUCUCGCUCUGCUGCUGCCGCCGCAGAGGCAGCGGCAGCAGCCUCGACCUCUGCCGCCGCCGCCGCGCGCCUGUCACUGUUCCAGGACGAGCCGCCAGCGAGUGAGUCUGGCGGCGUCGAUGGGGCUGAUGUUUAG